Maylandia zebra (zebra mbuna) is the source of this 3651-nucleotide messenger RNA. It is a transcript of the gene crlf3, whose product is annotated as cytokine receptor-like factor 3. Gene Ontology annotation, molecular function: protein binding. The record is from RefSeq and is a predicted model, not a curated record. Lineage: Eukaryota; Metazoa; Chordata; Actinopteri; Cichliformes; Cichlidae.
GUGUCAUUUUUGGACUUGAGUGAAAACUUGGGCAUAUCGGUGUGGCGGCGGCUUCGAGCUGAUUCAUAACUCUCGGGAAGAAAUGGCCACCAGAAAGCACUAAAACAGCAGGCCGGGAGGAUGUCUGUGGAGGUGGACGUGUUGCUGCAGGAGGCGAAGGAAAGCAUCGAGGCGGCGCAGAACUACCGCAGCGAACUCCAGCAGCGCCUGCAUGGCCUCAACCAGGCCCGUAAACAGAUUCGAGGCAGCUCGGGUCAGGCCCGCGAGACCCUCCGGAAGCACUUUGCCGAGCUGCAGGCGGCGGCUACUCGACUGCUGGCGGAGCGGCUGGCUAACCUCCUGACCGAGGUCGACACCAUCGAGGCCGACAGCAUCAAGCCGUUGGACGACUGUCAGAGCCUGAUCGAGCACGGCGUGGGCCAGGCCGACGAGCUGCUGAGAGAGGGAGAAGCAGCUCUGCGAUGUGGUCUUGGAGAAAAGGAGGACAAACUGGGCAGCUUCACGAAGAAGGCCAUGCACAUCCAGCUGGACAGCCUGCCAGAGGUUCCAGCGUUGGUGGACGUGCCGUGUGUCUCAGCCCAGUUUGAUGACUCCCUGCUGAGCCUGCUGAGGGACCGGGUGGCUCGCCACGGCGCCGUCUCCUCCCACCCGCCCGUCCAGAUAGAGGAGCUGCAGGAGAGACCAGGCAGCAUCCUGGUUCGCUGGUGUAAGGUGGACGAGGACUUCGCGGCUGCAGAUUAUCGGCUGCAGUACCGGCGCUCCGGCAGUGGGGGAAGCCAGUAUGAGGACGCCUACAUCGGGCGGGAAUCGGAGUUCCUGGUUCUCCACUUGGACCCUCACACGGAUUAUUUGUUCAGGGUCUGCGCCCGCGGGGAGGGUCGCACCGAGUGGAGCCCCUGGAGCAUCCCGCAGACGGGCUACACCACGCUGGCACCGCACGAGUGGCGUUCAGGGACCGAGGGCUACAUCCUGAGCAGCAGGAAGAACAUCGCUUUGCGCAAUGACUCCUCCCAAUCGCGCUGCCCUGUCCUCUACUCCAAAGCGCCCACCUACUUCUGCGGCCAGACGCUCACGUUCAAGAUCUCUGCAGCGGGUCAGAUGGAUCGGAGGGACAGUCUGGGCGUGUGCAUAGACAGCGAGAGUGAGGAGGAGUCACUACAGUGGGACCAGGCUGUCUGCAUUUCCACCAAUGGUGCCGUUUUCGUCAACGGGAAAGAGAUGACCAACCAGCUGCCUGCUGUCACCGUUGGCUCCGCCGUCACCUUUGACAUGGAGGUGGUGAGCCUGUUCCCCAUCAGCAACAACAACACGAGCGAGGGCGGCAACUUCAAGCUGAGGGUGACGAUCGGCUCGGGGAACCGCGAGGUGGUGUUCGAUUGGCUGGUGGACCAGCCGGUGGACUGCCUCUUCUUCGGCUGCUCCUUCGUCCACUCCGGCUGGAAGGUGCUCGUGUUUUAAGACGCCAGCUCCUCCGGCGUCCCAGUCCAAACAUUUCUGCUCCUCUUUUUUUCACCUCACACACACAAAAAAGCCGCUCGCACGUCUGUUGGGUUGAAGCUCAAACAGGAGCCUUUCUCUUCUGGAGUUUCCUCGCUGGAGCGAGUUUUCAACCGGCGGCGUCUGCCGACGUUUCCUUCUGCUUGUCACAAACUGCAGCUCCUGUCUUCGGCUCGGUUCUGCAGUGACGGUUUCUGCUGUUUGUAAUCGAGGCCGUGGACAGAGUUUCAGUCUGAGGACUAACUGUCCCCUCUCCUGCAGUCCUCUCACUUUCUGAGUAACACUGAUUGAGCUCAGCCGUCCUCCAUCUGCACAUUUACCCAGUGAGGUCUCAUGUGUUCACACCAAAUGGAGGGUGAACCACUUUGCAGCCGCUCAGAACCCCACAGCAUUCACCCUGAUAUCACGUUACAUGGUUUACCCUUCACUUUUAGAAACCUCGUCCUGCAUUUCUGAGUGGCAGCCAUGACCUCUGCAAAGCCUUUGUUUGAUGUGGACGCACUAUUAAGUCAUCAGAGAUAAUGAGAAGUAGCUCGAGCCCCUAACCCUGAGGUUUGGACAUGAUUAAAAGGACUGUGUCGUUUUUGGCGUUUGACUUCUGAGAAAAUCGCAUAAUUUCAUAGCACAGGGUUACUAUGGUUACUACAGGUUAGGGUUACUUGGACUUCACGGGUUAUAGAGGAGGAUAAAACCAAAACCAGUAAAAGUCCUGAGGAAUCAGAUUUUAUCCAUAAACCUCCACGUGGCGUUUGGGAACAGCAACCCACACACAUGUCGGCAUCAUAUAAAAAUGGCUCGUUCAGAAUGCUCUGACCAAUCGGAUCCUUCAGGGCUGCAGCACACAUAUCUGAGGUGAAGCGCUCCAUUUCAGGACCUUUACAUGUUAGCCUGCGGUUAGAGUCCUGCAUGAAAUCAGACGUCUACAGUGGCUGAAAGUGAUGAUUAUCAGGGCUAAAAAAGUGCCACGAGCUGCAGUUCCUCCAACGUCCACUAGUUGUCUCCAAAAGUCCCCAUAGACUCCCAUGUUAAAAAUGUGCAACUUUAAAGCGGAAAUAAACAUGUUUACAGCCUGAUACAGACGCUGUUUUGGUCUCAGUGCACAAGUUUUCCUUCAUAACAUUUUUUUGAACUCAUUUAGAUUUUGUUGAGGCUUAAAAACUGACACACAGCAGGCUGUAAACACGUCUUUCUGCUGUACAGAUGGGAGUCUAUGGGGACUUUUGAUUUGAUCUUGACUCUAACCUCGGUCACCUAUGUGACCUGGAUCAACAUGUAGAAAUCCAAAAUGUGACGCUGAGGCUUUAAAAUGAAAUCUGAAUCAUGCGUCCCAAUUUCACAGCUGAUGACUGAUUUCUGGCUGACAGGUGGCGCUCUGAGCGUUUCAUUCUGUUUUUGCUUUUUUAUUUUUUUUAGUUACAUGGUUACUUUUAAGCUUGCUGACAGUAUUUAAAGCAGGAGGAGGGCGUCAAACGGCAAAUGAUCCGUUAUCAUUUCUUUCAGUAGCGAACCGGCAGCCAUUUUAACAAAACAGUCAACUAAACCGAGUAAAGUCUGUGGUAAUGUACAGGAAGUUUCCCCAUGGUUUUUCCUGCCCUGCCAAUUUUUUUCAUGCUCAUGUUUGCACUCUGGUGGAGCAGAGGGCCUGAUGUGGUUUAAAAAUGUCUUCAGAUGUCUUAACAUUGCGAGUUUUCCUGCGUAGCUUUUUGUUUUUACAUACGUGUUCUGCACACACACUGUCAUAGGAUUUAUCUGCUGCAACUGCUCACUUGUCUUGCUUUUAUUACACGUCUGGACACAUUUCAGCCGCCUGGCGUAAUCUGUUAUCAGCUGAUACAAAGACAGGCCGGGACAGCUUGUUGCUCACAGAUGUUCUCCUGUUUUUCUGAAGAACUGAGCACAGUGUUUCGUGUUUUUAGAGAACUGUGGGACUCUGGAUUUGGUCCAGUUGAUGGUACAAAAGUCCGGAAACCAGCAACCUCAAAAAACCCUUUUAUUUUAUUUUUCGUCUGAAGGUGGAGGAAACAAACCUGUUUGUGUCAAAGUCACAUCAGUGACACCUGCUGGUCAAACCUUUGUAUUGCAUGUGUGUUCACUGCUGGUCUCUUCACAUUGUGUUCAAUAAAGAUCAUCAUGUGAUUCUCAGUUUUAAAAAUA